This is a messenger RNA of Aethina tumida (small hive beetle), 1826 nucleotides long. RefSeq names its product calcitonin receptor-like. Gene Ontology annotation, molecular function: peptide hormone binding; G protein-coupled peptide receptor activity. The record is from RefSeq and is a predicted model, not a curated record. Gene Ontology annotation, cellular component: plasma membrane. Gene Ontology annotation, biological process: cell surface receptor signaling pathway; adenylate cyclase-modulating G protein-coupled receptor signaling pathway. The transcript is spliced from 9 exons. NCBI's taxonomy places the organism in Eukaryota, Metazoa, Arthropoda, Insecta, Coleoptera, Nitidulidae.
UUAUCUACAUCUACACAUAUUAAAGUGAUAUUUGUAUGAUCAGUCAACCGGUUUAAUUGUUUAGAUAAUGUAUGUAGAUGUAUUAUCAUCGUUCUCGUGUUCCGAAUUGAUAUUAUUAGAUUUAGAACAUGAGUAAAUUCGAGUGGUGGUCCAUACCUUUACUGAUUUGUGUUUUGUGCUGUGCAUCAAAUGGACAUGGUCAGGAUUUUGCUAAAAAAGGCCAACUUUUCGAAACCAAUCCUGUGGAAUUAUGCCCUGAAACUAGAGAUAAGACGAAAUGUAAUGUAAGAGAUCUGAAAGUUCCUAGGAACUACUGGAACUUUGUUUCUGGUUGGUACUGUUAUCAGUACACUAAUGUCAAUAGGUACAUUAAAGGAAAAGGCGAUUAUGAUUAUGUGAAAUUCCUCCCAACAAUUUGCCCUCAAAUCAGCAACACCGUUAUGACUUUACCCAUUAGAGUUUUCAACGACACAAAUCCCGUAACGUUUGCAUUUUUUGAUUACACAAAUUCCACAUCAAGGAACAUGUUGAGUAAAAUUUUUAAAAACGAGAAUGAUUUUAUGUUGUACCUUAGUUGCAACCAAGUUGCUGAUGAUUGUUGCAACAAGGAGACGAACGAAACGAAUGCUCUUCCAUCUAAGGAAUAUUGCCCUGUCGUUUUCGACGCUUGGGACUGUUUCCCACAAACGAAGCUCCACGAAGUGGCACACAAAGUAUGUUCGCCACAAACCAAACCGACGUGCAGAGCCUACAGUUCGAAAUCGUGCGAUUGGAACGCCGCCACCGAAACGGCCGAAUGGAAAAUCAACACUUCGUAUGCAAAUUGCGCCAUGGCCCACAUCUACAACCGAAGACACAAGUUCAACUCCAUAACUCUGACGAUAUCCAUUUUUCUGACCCUUCCUGCGGUCGUGGUGUUCCUAUCGUUCAGCAAUUUCCGGAAGCAAACUCGGAUAAUCCUGCACAGAAACUUGCUGAUAGCCAUCGUGAUCAGAAGCGUCCUUACCGUCAUGUCCAAGGAGUUGAUCUUGUUGCAUUAGAUUGAAAACGACGGUAACGGGGUGAUGGAUGAGAACAGCGUGGCCUGCAGAGUUUUGACGUUCUUCGAAAACGUUUUCAAGAACGGAAUAUACGCGUGCAUGCUGAUCGAUGGAUUUUACUUACACAAGGUUAUCGUCAGGAAUUUCGCCAAGGAACCGAAACUUUGGCACUUGAUGGCCGCAGUUUUAACUUUGUCAUUGGUUCCUUCGUUGAUUUGGGCGACGGUUAAAGGGGCAAAAAACUCAUCUAACUGUUGGUUGGUGGAUACGGACAAUGAGCAAUGGAUAGUGGAUGGGUUCAGGAUAGCAGUUUUGACCACUAAUUUUAUACUUUUGAUCGAUAUUAUUAGAAUCAUGUUUACCAAAAUGAAACAGGCCAACACCACAAGACAAGCACGGGCGGCAUUCAAGGCGACAGUAUUCCUGAUCCCAUUGUUCGGAUUACAUUUCAUCAUAACGGCGGAUCAAAAUAUAGUGUACGACGACACGUGCGUUGCAAAAGACGUUUACGAAUAUUCGAGAUACAGCCUGGAAGCUUUGCAGGGAGUCAUGGUCGCAAUUUUGUUUUGCUACUGCAACAACGAAGUACAUGGGGAGUUAAAGAACGUUUACAGGAAACUGAGGAUUCAUCUAAGUGAGAGAUUCGGAAGGGGCAGCUUCCGUGCGACAAAAAUGAGGAGAGACACAACCGCCACUUACGUACCUGAAGUCCGGUCCAGUGUUUUAUGAUUGUUUUCCUCUGAUUUAUUGAUUAAUUUCAAUUUUUAUAUUUAUUUGUGAGAUUGU